UACCGGGACAAACGGGAGAUCAGUGUUGUGCCUUUAGUUAAGUGGUGAACAGGUUCAAUAGAAACAUAUUAUAGUUCGUGUAAUCGUUCAGUUUGUUUUUUUUUUGCUUUUAACCGUUAACUUACACUCGCACAUCACCCACGAUGAGGAAACUUGUGUUCACGUGCCUUUUGCUUGCCGCAGCCCAAGCCGCGUACGGUCACCCCGCCGCCGACGAGGGCGCAGCGCCCGCCGCCGACGAGACCGCCGGACUCGAAAAGGUCUACAAGGUCCUACAGGAGUGCUCCGAGAAGAACAUGGCCGUUUGCUUGAAGAUGAGAGCCCUGCAAUACGUGGACCGCGCCCUCCGCCGUUCCGACAACAUCGACGUGCUCGACGGCAUCACCCUGGUGAAAUCCGAAUCUGUCGAAUCAUCCCGAGGACUCAACGGCCGAUCCCUGUCCGAAUCCGAGUUGGACGACAACUCUGCCAGCGAUGAGGUCGAGAAAGACGCCCAAGUCGAAAACCUCUUGUUGGACCGCGUCGCCAGGUUCUUGGAAAGCCACACCCUCCAACUUAAGGUGCCCGAAUCCAGCAUCUCCGGCAUGAGGAGGUCCCUCGAAGAAGCCCGAGGCAAGAAGAAGAAGCAACAGAAAAUGUUGUUGCCUUUGUUGAUGAUGCUCAAGAUGAAGGCCAUCGCUCUCGUGCCCUUGGCCAUCGGCGCCCUAGCCUUGUUGGCGUUCAAAGCCCUCGUGGUCGGCAAGAUCGCCCUCGUCCUGGCCGUGAUCAUCGGUAUCCAGAAACUGUUGGCCAGCAAACACCACCCGUCCGUCGAAGUCGUUUCUCACCCGCACUACACCGAGGAACACGGACACCACUACGGACGGUCCAUGGACGCCCAAGACAUGGCGUACCGCGGCCAACAUUAACUUACUUACUUGACGGCCAUAGCUAGAACCUAUCCAUUACCAUCACGCCCGUUUACCAUCCGACGAUGAUAACUUAUUUGUAUAUAGACAACAACAACGCCUAAAACUUAAUUUAUUGAAGAACAUUAUUUUUUUUUUAAUUAUUAUUUUUAUUUUAUUGAUACUGCCCGACAUAUUUUACUCUUGAUACUUUGAUUCUCUCUCUCUAUUUCUCUCUCUUUUUUUCUCGUUUCAACACUCGUUUGUUGUCCAUCGCGUAGACGUUGGCCGAUAACGGGUUCUGAUACUGGUUUAGAAUAAAAUUCACAUUUAUAAGCGUUGACGAUUAUAUAGUACUCCAACACCGGGCGGUCGUUAUAAAAAUUAAACGCAAGUUAACCUAUUGACACACAGACAAGCGGUGUUUAAAUAGGUCGUCUUGAAAAUAAUAUUAACAAGGUAAAAAAUUCCAAAACUCGUUCCAACCAUAAAAUAAUAUACGUAUACACUAUUAAUUUAGUAGAAAUUAGAAAUGCGUUCAUUCGCUUCGCGCCACCUUGACCUUUCACGCGACGAUAUAGACCCUACUCGUUUUACCAAGUACGUAGGUACCCAGUAGUAUACCAGUAGUAGUAUUCACUUCCUCCCAGUAGAAAAACUCACAAUAAAAUAAUAACCGUGACUGACUGUAAUCUUCCCCGACUUGUACGAACCUCCUGUACGACUGACCAAAGACUACUUAGGCCUGACCGAACAGUAUUGCUCAUAAACCAAUUAUAUAUGUUAUUAUUUAUUUUAUUUAAUAUUAUUAUAAAUAGGAAUUUUUACCAUUGUACGUGAUCAAUGUACAUCAAAGACUUAUAUGAAUAAAAAAAAAUAUAUAUAUAUUUGUUUGUAGUACAUUAUCGACUUGUUUCAUACAUCCAUUUAUUCCCCGACUUAACAUGACUCGAACGCUACACUAACUAUUACAACUUCACUCGUUUACUAUACAAUAUCUAUAUUGUACGAUUAAUAAUAAUUUAUUUUGUGCUAUUUGUUUGAAGACUAUUAUUUAUUUUUUAUUUUUUCUUAAUAGAAUAAACAUUUUUAAGAAUAA
Messenger RNA from Adelges cooleyi (spruce gall adelgid), 1986 nucleotides. RefSeq lists its product as uncharacterized. The transcript has 2 exons. The record is from RefSeq and is a predicted model, not a curated record. The coding region runs from base 144 to 908 and encodes 254 amino acids. NCBI's taxonomy places the organism in Eukaryota, Metazoa, Arthropoda, Insecta, Hemiptera, Adelgidae.